Prosopis cineraria is the source of this 1130-nucleotide messenger RNA. RefSeq names its product vacuolar protein sorting-associated protein 2 homolog 2-like. The transcript is spliced from 11 exons. Gene Ontology annotation, cellular component: multivesicular body; ESCRT III complex. Bases 206 to 865 code for a protein of 219 amino acids. Lineage: Eukaryota; Viridiplantae; Streptophyta; Magnoliopsida; Fabales; Fabaceae. Gene Ontology annotation, biological process: late endosome to vacuole transport; endosome transport via multivesicular body sorting pathway; protein transport. The record is from RefSeq and is a predicted model, not a curated record.
GGGCCACACAGAACGGUUACUUGGAUGAUCAUCACUGGCUCAGGCGUGAAAACACAGCACGCUCCUCGGGGCUUCACUUCUAGAGGCGAUCUUCUUUCUUCCUGGGAGAAAAGAUCCCGACAAGUUCGAGAACAGAAGAAGAAAUUGCAGCUACUCUCGCCUCAGCUGCUUCCACCACGUCUAAUCUUUUCUUCUGGAUACAAACAUGAACUUGAAGAACAUAUUCAAGAAGAAAACCUCUCCGAAAGAAGCUCUGCGAACAAGUAAAAGAGAAAUGACUGUUGCAACAAGAGGUAUUGAACGAGAGAUAGCAUCUCUGCAAAUGGAAGAGAAGAAGUUGGUGGCGGAGAUUAAAAAAGAAGCUAAAACUGGAAAUGAGGCAACUACAAGAAUCUUGGCUCGUCAGCUUGUUAGGUUACGCCAACAGAUAACUAAUUUACAGGGAAGUCGUGCUCAGAUAAGGGGUGUUGCAACUCAUACUCAGGCAUUAUAUGCAAGCACUUCAAUGUCCACUGGGAUGAAAGGUGCAAGUAAGGCAAUGGCAGCAAUGAACAAGCAAAUGGAACCUGCAAAACAGGCAAAGGUGAUCAAAGAAUUCCAAAAGCAGUCAGCACAAAUGGACAUGACGAUUGAGAUGAUGUCAGAAGCUAUUGAUGAAACUUUAGACAAAGAUGAAGCCGAGGAAGAAACAGAAGAGCUCACUAACCAGGUUCUUGAUGAGAUUGGCGUGGACAUUGCAUCACAGUUAUCUUCUGCUCCAAAAGGUCGGAUUGCUUCAAGGAAUGUUGAAAAUGUCGCUACAGGGGCUGAAAUCCAAGAUGUGGAGGAACUUGAAAAGAGGCUCGCUUCUCUUAGACGAAUAUGAGAUAAUCUUAAACGGCUUAGGAAUGCAUAAAAUGGUAUCUUUGCAAAACAUCUAUAAAAUAUUAUGCUUUCUAUGAUGAAAACGGCACCGUUAAAUGCUGAUUUUACAUUCAUAAAAUGGUUCUAAAGAUACCUAUCUAGAUUGUUUAUAGGAUUUAUGGGUUGGUUGUUCGUUCACAUAUUAAAUAUGUAUGUUCUGUUGUACCCAAAAAUCUAUAUUCGGUUAGGCUUCCUGGGGUUCUUGCAUGAAUUUGCCCUCACAAUCA